Molecule: messenger RNA, 2629 nt
Organism: Chroicocephalus ridibundus (black-headed gull)
Lineage: Eukaryota; Metazoa; Chordata; Aves; Charadriiformes; Laridae
Gene: P4HB
Product: prolyl 4-hydroxylase subunit beta
Exons: 11
Coding region: 87-1634 (515 amino acids)
Biological process (GO): response to endoplasmic reticulum stress; protein folding
Cellular component (GO): endoplasmic reticulum; external side of plasma membrane
Molecular function (GO): protein disulfide isomerase activity
Source: RefSeq, a predicted model, not a curated record
GGCCGGGGGAGGCGGGUUUAUAAGCGGAGGCGGCGCCGCGGCCGCACGCCCGUCCCGGCCCGUUCCGACCUGCCGCCAUCAGCGCCAUGGCGGGGCUCUGCGCCGUCGCCGCCCUCCUCUGCCUCCUCCUGCCGCCGCCUGCCCGCGCCUCCGCCGCCCUCGAGGAGGAGGAUGGCGUCCUGGUGCUGCGCGCCGCCUCCUUCGAGCAGGCGCUGGCGGCGCACCGAUACCUGCUCGUCGAGUUCUACGCCCCGUGGUGCGGGCACUGCAAGGCGCUGGCGCCCGAGUAUGCGAAGGCGGCGGCGAAGCUGAAGGCAGAGGGCUCGGAGAUCCGGCUGGCCAAGGUGGACGCCACGGAGGAGUCGGAGCUGGCGCAGCAGUUCGGUGUGCGCGGGUACCCCACCAUCAAGUUCUUCAGGAACGGCGACAAGGCCGCACCCAAGGAGUACACCGCUGGCAGAGAAGCAGAUGAUAUUGUCAGCUGGCUGAAGAAACGCACUGGCCCGGCUGCGACUACCCUGACAGACGCUACUGCAGCAGAGACGUUAGUGGAUUCCAGUGAAGUGGUUGUGAUUGGUUUCUUUAAGGAUUUGACAUCAGAGGCUGCAAAGGAGUUCCUGUUGGCAGCAGAAGCUGUGGAUGACAUUCCUUUUGGGAUUUCCUCCAGUGGCGAUGUCUUCACCAAGUACCAGCUUAGCAAGGAUGGUGUGGUCCUCUUCAAGAAGUUUGAUGAAGGCCGUAACAACUUUGAAGGGGAUCUCACAAAAGAUAAUCUGCUGAACUUCAUCAAGUCUAAUUCAUUGCCUCUGGUCAUAGAGUUCACUGAACAGACUGCUCCUAAAAUCUUUGGAGGAGAGAUCAAGACUCAUAUUCUGCUGUUCCUACCAAAAAGCGUGUCUGGCUAUCAAGAGAAACUGGACAACUUCAAGAGUGCAGCUGGAAACUUCAAAGGGAAGAUCCUGUUCAUCUUCAUAGACAGCGACCAUAGUGACAACCAGAGGAUUUUGGAGUUUUUUGGCCUAAAGAAAGAAGAAUGUCCAGCCGUACGUCUGAUCACACUGGAGGAAGAAAUGACCAAAUACAAACCUGAAUCGGACGACCUCACAGCAGACAAGAUCAAAGAGUUCUGUAAUAAGUUCCUGGAGGGCAAGAUCAAGCCCCACCUGAUGAGUCAAGAUCUUCCUGAAGACUGGGACAAGCAGCCUGUCAAAGUUCUAGUUGGGAAGAACUUUGAAGAAGUUGCGUUUGAUGAGAAUAAGAAUGUCUUUGUAGAGUUUUAUGCCCCCUGGUGUGGUCACUGUAAGCAGUUGGCUCCUAUCUGGGACAAGCUGGGAGAGACCUACAGGGACCAUGAGAACAUCGUCAUUGCCAAGAUGGAUUCGACAGCCAAUGAAGUGGAGGCGGUGAAAAUCCACAGCUUCCCCACACUCAAGUUCUUCCCUGCAGGCUCUGGCAGAAAUGUGAUUGACUAUAAUGGGGAGAGGACACUAGAAGGCUUCAAAAAAUUCUUGGAGAGCGGAGGUCAGGAUGGGGCAGCAGCUGAUGACGAUCUGGAGGACCUGGAGACGGAUGAAGAAACAGACCUUGAGGAAGGGGAUGAUGACGAGCAGAAAAUCCAAAAGGAUGAAUUGUAAAGAGAAGACUGAUCUACAUCACCCAAAAAAUCAGACACUAAAUUGGCUGCUGUUAUGCAGCCCAGUGAGUCAGAAACCCAUUAAGAUUUAAAGCAGAAGGUGAAUGACUGGAAAUCCAGGGAUUGGCUUUUAAAAUAACACUUUACCCUCACUUUUCUGUACACUUUACUAUCUUUUCUUUCUUUUUGCUUUUGAGAAGGGAUCUGUCACUAGGUAGCCAGCCCAGCCAGCUGGGCUAAUUUUUUUUUUAUUGUGAUGUACUUUUUUUGUACACAGCUUUUGUUUGAAGUAUUCUGUUCUUCUGGGUAGAAGCAGAUUGUGAAGCGGUAGCACAUGUUCAAUGGCCCAACACCCUGGAGCCUUGCCACUAACAUCUUCCAAGAAUGCUUUUUUUUUUUUCCUUUUUUUUUUUCUUUUUAAACUAAAGCCUGUAGUUGAUUUCUGCACCUGGCAGGGUCCUUAAUAGUCUUGGCUGUUCUUCCCUGGAAUCAGCCUUCAGUAUAUGUAGGGGCAGAGGCAGUAGGCUGAUGGCAUCAUCCUGGUGAAAGGUGUAUAUGAAGGUGCUUCUCUUCAUACUGGCCAGAUGUUUUCUCUCCCCUCUGCUUUAAAACACUUGGAGAUGACUAUUCCAAACACCUGGAAGGGUGGAAUACUGUGUGCACUGGCUGUGGCAGGCUCUGAGGGCGGAGGUGAUAGCUGGCUCACCAGCUUAUAUGAGACCUAGCUGUGUUGCCAUCCUUUUGAUCAAAUGCAAGACUGUUUUGCAAUCACUUUCCAUGAGUUAUUUUGAAUGGGUUGACCAGGCAGGUGGGUGGUGUGGGAGGGCCUGAUAAAGUAGAUCAAACAGGACAUUUGCAAUUAUUGGGUUUUGGGGAGGAACUUGAACAGAGGAGUGCCUCAAAGGCCUGAGCUGCAUCAGGCUGGUUCUUAGCAUUCCGCUACAAUAACAUUGGAACUGAAUUUGUUGGCCAAAUAAAGUUGAGAUUUUAAUACUA